Molecule: messenger RNA, 1846 nt
Organism: Aphis gossypii (cotton aphid)
Lineage: Eukaryota; Metazoa; Arthropoda; Insecta; Hemiptera; Aphididae
Product: lysosomal Pro-X carboxypeptidase-like
Exons: 8
Coding region: 249-1658 (469 amino acids)
Biological process (GO): proteolysis
Molecular function (GO): dipeptidyl-peptidase activity; serine-type exopeptidase activity
Source: RefSeq, a predicted model, not a curated record
UAUAUUGUAACUAUUUCACGCAUCACGAGUGAGAACAAGCAGCUAGGUCGCUAGGACAUAGUUAUAUUAUAUACUCUUAUAGUCAUAUCUAUACAUCGUUGGGCCAACACUACUAUAUUAUAUUAUUAUGUGUAUUAGUUAAUAAUUUGCAUUAAUAUUUUAUUUCCAUUUGGUCUAAAUUUGGUUUUAUAUUUGUUAAUUAUUAUUAUUAUUGUUGUUGUUGUAAAUUAAUUUCUAACAACUUCAACAUGUUUAUUUUUGCUUACUCACAACUGUUGAUGAUAAUUCUCCACGUCACCUGUGGUUAUGAUUACACGACUAAUUAUAUAACUGUACCGGUUGACCAUUUUAGUUACACCAAUAGUGAUACAUUUAAAAUGAAGUAUCUUAUGAACGACACAUAUUGGGAUGUUGAUAAAGGUCCAAUAUUUUUUUAUGCUGGCAAUGAAGCACCAAUUGAAGAUUUUUCUGAUAAUACUGGCUUUAUGUGGGAAAUAUCAAGAGAAUUUAACGCACUGGUCGUGUUCGCCGAGCACCGUUACUAUGGCGAGUCCAUGCCCUAUGGAAAGAGUUCGUUCGAUGACAAAGUGAAAUUGGGCUAUUUGACCUCACAGCAAGCGAUGGCAGACUUCGUAGACUUGAUAAAGUAUUUGCGUAACGACACGCUGUGUAUCGGAAAACGACCCAAUCCGGUAAUCGCUUUUGGCGGUUCGUACGGAGGAAUGUUGGCAGCGUGGUUCCGCAUCAAGUAUCCCGCUACUGUCGAAGGAGCUAUAGCUUCUUCAGCUCCAAUAUGGCAAUUUACUGGAAUGACACCGUGCAAUGAUUUCUAUAAAGUGACAUCGUCGGUUUACAGAAAUACUAAUAUCGAAUGCGGAUCAACUAUUUCAGCAUCCUGGAAAGCUAUAAAUAAUGUCACAGAAACUGAUUCUGGGAAAGCAUGGUUAACGGACAACUGGAAACUAUGUACACCGUUAGAGACCACUGACGACGUAGCACGGUUAAAAUAUUGGGCUGCUGACGUGUAUGUGGCACUGGCCAUGGUUAACUAUCCUUACGAGGCAAAUUUUUUGGCUCCUUUGCCGGCGAAUCCGAUCAAGGAAGUCUGCAAAUCGAUGACAAACCACACGGAAGACGAUGCGACGCUCCUGAUGUCGGUAUUUCACGGGCUGAGCGUCUAUUUCAAUUACACCGGGUCGGCCAGUUGUUUAAAUCUGUCGUCGGCGUUUUCCGAUGAUAUGACGAAAGGUUGGAAUUAUCAGGCUUGUACAGAAAUGAUAAUGCCGUUUUGUACUAAAGGUGGCGAGGACGACAUAUUUGAACCGUACCCGUGGGAUUUUGAAAGCUACGCAAAGUACUGUGAAAAUCGAUAUGGCGUCAAACCGACCACGGACGAUGUCGAAAAACAGUACGGUGGUAAAAAUCUUAAAGCUGCGUCCAACAUUAUAUUCAGCAAUGGCUUAUUAGACCCGUGGUCUAGUGGCGGCGUAUUGAAGAGUAUAUCGUCGACCGUCAGGGCGUUAUUGAUACCAGACGGUGCUCAUCAUUUGGACUUGAGGGCAUCGCAUCCCAACGACACGACAUCCGUGAUCCAUGCAAGGAAAACCAUUAAACAUUGGAUCAUAAAAUGGAUUUUCGAUUACAGACAUCGAAAGUAAACGGAUGACUGUUGCUUCACACUUCACAUAGUUAAUCAUUCCAUAUCAAAUACGGGUAUUUUGAACGUGCAUAAAUUAAAUUAUCAACCGGUACGAAUGUACCUAUACGAUGAUUUAGUUCAAAUAUUUAACAGUUUUGUAAGCUUCUGUAAUACAGAAUAAUAUUUUUUAAAUAUAUUUUAAAUAAA